Messenger RNA from Baudoinia panamericana UAMH 10762, 1383 nucleotides. RefSeq lists its product as uncharacterized. Gene Ontology annotation, biological process: mitochondrial tRNA methylation; tRNA N1-guanine methylation. Gene Ontology annotation, cellular component: cytoplasm; mitochondrial matrix. The transcript is spliced from 2 exons. Lineage: Eukaryota; Fungi; Ascomycota; Dothideomycetes; Mycosphaerellales; Teratosphaeriaceae. The record is from RefSeq and is a predicted model, not a curated record. Bases 1 to 1383 code for a protein of 460 amino acids.
AUGUUUCGCGCACCUGUCCAUCGUGGUAUGCGCACCCUAGAUCGCUCUGCAUUCCACAAGAUUGUCCCUCUGAAAGCAGCCAGGGUCUUCGACAAUAAGAACAUCUUCAGCGUACGAUCCCAGCUAGAACGCAGCAAGGAUGCCUUACAGCAGGAACGCAUAGGCAGUGUGCAUGCCGACCCAGAUUCAGAGCGUGCGAAAACCGGCAGAAAAUGCAUUCUGCUAAGGCCCGAGGUCGUAGCUGCCACUCAAGAGGAAGCCUACGAAGUUGUCGCAGAACUUGUGAAGCAGCAGCUCAUCGCCGUGAUCCCUUUCAAGCUCCGUUUAGGCUACAGCUACUGGACAUAUCACGAUAUUAUCACCUCUAUUCUACCGGAGGACGAACAGGGUGAGAUUCCCUCCGGCUUCACGCAGGUAGGUCAUGUUGCUCAUCUGAACCUACGCGAUGAAUACCUGAAGUACAAGCAUCUGAUUGCAGAGAUACUCAUGGACAAGAAUCCUGGGGUGAGGACCGUUAUCAACAAAGUCGACGAUGUUGGCGAAGAGAAUGAGUACCGCACAUUCCGUUACGAAGUUUUAGCAGGACCUGACAAUAUGGAUGUCACUAUCAGUGAGGAGAACUGUACUUUCCGCUUCGACUAUAGCAAGGUGUACUGGAACAGUCGAUUGCACACCGAGCAUCAUCGGGUCGUUACGACUUUCAAGGAAGGAGAGGCCGUGUGCGAUGUCAUGGCCGGCGUGGGACCGUUCGCUGUACCUGCUGGCAAGAAGGGCAUCUUCGUCUGGGCUAAUGACCUCAAUCCGGAUAGCUACGCCAGCCUACAGUAUGCUGUUACGAAGAACAAAGUCGCCGAGUACGUACGGCCAUUCAAUGAAGAUGGCAGGACGUUCAUUAAGAGUGCCGUUGCCGGUCUAGCUAAAACUGAUCAUACCGUGUCCGUCUUCCAAAAGUCGUCCAGAGACGUGCCUCAUACUGCACGACGGCCGGCACGAACGAUAGCGCAACCGAAGUUCUUCUCACAUUUUGUACUCAACCUCCCUGCAACAGCUCUCACAUUUCUGCACUCCUUCGUCGGUCUCUACAGCCAGUCUGUUCGACAACAUCUGUCCGUACCUCAGGAUGAGAUACCCAUGCCGCUCGUGCAUGUGUACUGUUUCAGCACCAAAUCCGACGAUAAUGUCAAAGAAAGCGCUGAAAUCUGCGAAGAAAUUACCCGGCAGCUUGAUCAUAAAAUGAUCCCAGGUACAGUAAGAGGGCCCACUGCGCUAGACAAGGUUGAAGAAGGAGUUGAGGUGUUUGACGUUCGGGACGUCGCGCCGAAGAAAAGAAUGUUCUGUGCAACCUUCAGGCUACCGAGAAGCGUAGCGUUCAGAGAAGUGUGA